Pleuronectes platessa (European plaice) is the source of this 1952-nucleotide messenger RNA. It is a transcript of the gene ftcd, whose product is annotated as formimidoyltransferase cyclodeaminase. The coding region runs from base 50 to 1669 and encodes 539 amino acids. Gene Ontology annotation, molecular function: transferase activity; folic acid binding. The transcript has 14 exons. The record is from RefSeq and is a predicted model, not a curated record. NCBI's taxonomy places the organism in Eukaryota, Metazoa, Chordata, Actinopteri, Pleuronectiformes, Pleuronectidae.
CAGUGGAUGAGCUCGGACUCUGGUGUUUCUUCUUCAGACUGCAGACGCGAUGGCUCAGCUGGUCGAGUGUGUCCCGAACUUCUCUGAGGGUCGAAGCCGAGAGGUGAUCGACGCCAUCUCGGCGGCCAUCUCCGGCACCAGCGGCUGCAGCCUGCUGGACGUUGACCCCGGGGCCUCCACCAACCGCACCGUCUACACCUUCGUGGGUUCUCCUGAGGCGGUGGUGGAGGGAGCGCUGAAUGCUGCGCGUCAGGCCUUCAGCCUCAUCGACAUGAGCCGCCACUCAGGUGAACACCCUCGGACCGGAGCGCUGGACGUCUGUCCCUUCAUCCCCGUCCAGAACGUCACCAUGGCCGACUGCGUCCAGUGUGCUAACCUGUUCGGACAGAAACUGGCAGAAACGAUGCAGGUUCCCGUUUAUCUUUAUGGCGAAGCAGCGAGACAAGAGGCGAGGAGGAGUCUUCCUGCUGUGAGAGCCGGAGAGUACGAAGCUUUACCUGAGAAGUUGAAACGAAGUGAAUGGGCCCCUGACUUCGGCCCCGCAGACUUCGUCCCGGCGUGGGGGGCCACGGUCACUGGAGCCCGUAAGUUCCUCAUCGCCUACAACGUGAACCUGAUCGCCACCAAAGAACAGGCUCACCGCAUCGCACUGGACAUCAGGGAGCAGGGCCGGGGGAAAGAACAGCCCGGGCUGCUGAAGAAGGUGCAGGGGAUGGGCUGGUACCUGGACGAGGCCAACGUGGCUCAAGUGUCCACCAACAUCCUGGACUACGAGCUGACGCCGCUCCAGACCGUGUACCAGGAGAUCUGCAGGGCCGCUGAGGACCUGAAGCUGCCGGUGGUCGGCUCUCAGGUCGUCGGCCUCCUCCCUCUGAAGGCUCUGCUGGACGCUGCAGACUUCUACAUCCACAAAGAGCAACUGUUCGUCCUCGAGGAAGAGCACAAAGUCCGCCUGGUGAUCACUAAACUCGGCCUGGACUCUCUGGGGCCGUUCAACCCGAAGGAGCGAAUCAUAGAGUACAUGGUGAGGGCCGAGGACGACUCGCGGCUCGUGUCUCUGUCUCUGCAGAAGUUCGUCCAGAGCGUCGGAGCCCGGACGGCGGCUCCUGGUGGAGGAUCUGUGUCUGCUGCUGUCGCUGCUCUGGGGGCGGCGCUGGGGGCCAUGGUGGGUCAGAUGACGUACGGGAAGAGGCAGUUUGAGAACCUUGACGGCGUCAUGAGGAGGCUGAUUCCUCCAUUUCAUCAGGCCAUGAACGAGCUGCUGCUCAUGGUCGACGCCGACUCCACCGCCUUCAACAGCUACAUGGUGGCGCUGAAGAUGACGAAGACGACGAAAGAGGAAGUUCAAAGGAGAGAAGCCGCGAUGCAGGAGGGUCUGAAGCGAGCCGUCAGCGUCCCAUUGGCUCUGGCUGAGAGGAUCCACGUCCUCUGGCCGUCUCUUAAGGAAAUUGUCGUGUAUGGAAACGUUGCGUGCAGAUCUGACGCUCAGGUGGCGGCUAAAGUUCUGGAGGCAGCGGUUCACGGAGCGUACUACAACGUGAUGAUCAACCUGCGUGACAUCAGAGAUGAGCCCUUCACUGCAGCUACGGAGCAGAGAGCGACCACGUUACUGCAGAACGCCAAGGACGCCGCCGCCGCCGUGCUCGCCGCCGCCGCCCAGAGGAAGUGAAGCUGUGCGAUCAGAGAGGACACCAGCGCGGGGCCACUGGUUAUACUGGUGUUCAUGUGAAGCUGUUCAUGUGAGCUGCUGCUUUAAAGUAACUGAGUAUAUUUACUCAACUAUAACAGAGAGUUACUUCAAGUAUUCAAGAGGGAAAUACUAUACCACAGUAAAUACUUGUUUAGUCUCUUUACUUUGACUGGUUUAGUUACUAGUUACUUUUAGCCCUGGCGCAUGUGACAGAUUCAUCAAAUAAAAACUUUUGAAUAAAUCUUACAUCAAAGAAACCAAA